GGCUUCACAAAUCUUCUUAAUAUCCUGACUUGACAGUCUUAUCAUACAAGAUAUUACUUUUGCAAUUCAAUGGGAAGAUGGUAUUCUUCGUAGUAGCGUAUUAAUUCUAAGAAUUUCUCAUCUCAAACUUCACUUCCAUUAUGCAUCAUUCCCCUACCCAUCUAAACUUCACUUCUAUUAUGUACCAUUCCACUUCCAUCUAAACUUCACUUUUAUCAUGCAUCAUUCCAUUACCAUCCAGUGUCAUCCAAGGCCACAAGGCCCAAACUCGAACGGUACCUGUUUUCUACCUAAUUUGAUUCUUUUAAAAGUCAACUAUUCCCAUCUUGUCGCGCUUCUCCUUCUUUUCCUCAACAACAAAAACAAAAACAAUAAACAAAAGCAAAAACAAUCAACCCAAAAAAAAAAGAAAAAUGGCAACCCACGAUUUACUAACCAAUCCCCUCGCCGUUCGCAAUCCAAACCCUUUAAAUCUAAUCCCCUACUCCGUAGCUACAGGCAUCUACUCCCCAGAAGGAAAAGACGUCUACAUAACCCACGCCAACAUCCGUCCGAGCACCCACGUCCCAGGAAUCCCCUCCCCAUACAGCCAAGAGCAACUGGAGCGACGCGCACUAUACAUCAGUGGAAUCCCCCCCGAAUGGCAAACCCCCGCUUUCCGACGCAUCUUCCAAAUCUACGGAACGGUGGAAAAAUGUCCUAUUAUCUUCGAUCUGGCUUCGCAGUCUACCUUUCGCUUUGUGGUUAUGCAGACGAGGGAGGAGUGUCUUCGGGCGAGGGAUUCAGUGCAUGGAUUUGUGUUGGAGAGACAUAUGAUUUUUACGGCUGAGGCGUUGCCGUCGAGCUCGUUGCUGAGUCUUUAUUCUUUGGGUUUGGAUACUUUGGGUUUGAGUACGUCGGAUGCGCAAAUUGAUAAUCGAGAAGAUCGAAAAGAUGAAGAUGAAGGUGAAAUUGAACUCGGAGAUUUGGAUAUCAAUCAGCAGAAUGUCGGAAUUAACGGACCAUAUAUAUAUGGUAGUGGAAUACUCGAUCAAACACCAAUUACACAUCGUCAUCCAUCUCCUCCUCAAAUCAAAUUACCCACCGUCUCUGUUCAAGGAGCCGAAACAGAAAAUGAAUCUCAACCUCCAACUCGCAAACACAGACCCACACCCUUAAAUCUAACAGGUCUAACCAACAAACCCAAUCGACGGAUUUCCCCCCUCUUACCCCCUCAAUCCCCCUUCCCAACCCAAACAAACUUUCCCUCUAUCCCCGAAACCGACGAAGACCCCCAUUCAAAUACCCUCACUAACACCACAACCACAUCCCCAACCCACACCCCCACUCCAAGCCAACACCUGGGCCAAUCGUCAGCUCCGCCACCCCCUCCCACCAAACCAUCGAUCUACACCCCUCAACCCCCCGCUCCGGCCGCCGCCUCACAAGCAUCGGACGAAUCCCCACUCUCCCCACCCUAAAACCCAUGAUCCACGAACCCCUCUCCCAACAAGCCCGCGUGGUCCUCAUCCUCAACAUUCCGCACACGCUAACCCUCUCCGACAUCAGCAACGCCGUGCGCGAAGGACCCGUCGUUUGUAUCCGCUUCGGAAUCGACAGCGACACCUCCCUCCGCUUCUCGGGCAUCGUAUUCCAACACGCGCAAGACGCGCAAACGUUCUACGACAUCCUACGCGGGGAGCACUCAGAUCGUACAGCGAGUCGAUUUCGCUUUUUAGCCAACGCGGUAAAAGGUGAUCCGUUCCCGAUAAACGAAGAUAUAAUCGCAAUGGGCGCACCCAUGUACGCAUCACGACGCUUAACGAUUGUGAAAAAAGCAUUUUUUUUCGCCUUUACAGGAAAAAAUUUACAGACGCUUUGUGAGCGGGAAGUUGGGAGGGAGAAUGUUCAGUUGGUUUUUGUGUAUAAUGGGGGGAAUGCGACGGUUGUGUUUGCGGAGGUGAGGGCGGCGAUUAGGAUGAAGGAUAGACUUGAGAGGUUGAGGGAGGGGGCGGGGAAUGGCUCGACUUGCUCGAUUUAUGAGGGUUUGCAGGUUUCGUUUUCGAAGGAUCCGUGUGAGUUGGAGGGGGGGUUGAAUUUGCAGGCUGCGGAUGGGUAUCAUGCUUGAAUUGAGUGUGGGUGGGUGGAUGAUGAGAGGAGAGUUGUUUUUGGAGCGAGAGGAAGUGGUGGUGGUUUGGGAAAAAAGACUUUCGAUUGGAAGGUUUGUCUUGCUAAAUGGCUGUUUUCUUUGGCUCGUUACUUGAUUCCACUUGGAUCUUCUCAGCUGCUCAUGGUCGUUGGAUCCCUUACAUUCAAUUAUCUCCUUUUGUUUCUCAAAGACGGACUAUUUGAUUAUCGCGAUGUACUCGACUCGUCUAAGCGUUCUGGUUUCUUGUUUUGUAUUUUGCGACCAUACUAUGGAUAUGGAUAUUGAUAUGGAUCUUUCGAUACAAAGAUCUCGAGCACCAUGGUGGACAUCUCAUUCUGCUUCUGUUUAA
Sclerotinia trifoliorum is the source of this 2477-nucleotide messenger RNA. The record is from the annotation of a GenBank genome assembly. NCBI's taxonomy places the organism in Eukaryota, Fungi, Ascomycota, Leotiomycetes, Helotiales, Sclerotiniaceae.